Ambispora leptoticha is the source of this 1206-nucleotide messenger RNA. Lineage: Eukaryota; Fungi; Glomeromycota; Glomeromycetes; Archaeosporales; Ambisporaceae. The record is from the annotation of a GenBank genome assembly.
CAUGACGAAGCGCUAAUCUGUUACGCGAGUUUAUUAUAUAUGGCAACUUUUAUGUUACUAAAUAAGUGUCGAACCAAUAGAACAAUGGAUGAAAAAUCUGAAAACGGAGUUCAUAGAUUCUUUCAGAUAUCAGAGAAUGGUAAUCCCGUAUGGCACAACGGGAAAAGUGAUAGUUGUGCCUCACCUUCGACCAAUCCUGGUAAUUACAGUAUGGGACGUCAUAUGCUUAUUGUGGACACACCAUAUAAGUUCCCCUCCGAGAACGGGAUUGCAAAACCAGACGACAUAUUUGAUGAAAAUGUUGGACCUUCUCGCCCAAAAGAUUUUCGAGAUGGAAGAGAAUGUGCUAGCUCGUCCAACCACAGUGAACCUCACGAUUUCGAAACGGAGAGGAAAGGUUCUAAGAUACCUCUUCGGCGCCUCGAUUCGCUGUUGGACAGGAUCGCCGAACGUCAGAAGAGAGAUAGAAGCUAUCAACAAAAAGAUAGCAGAAACAAGAGUGAACAUGAUGCCGACAUUGUUUUCGAAUGUCCCAACCAACCAGGAAUUCAGAAAUUGCACACAUGUCUGGGGCAAUUGCUCCGAAUUGGUGCCUUUUGCAACUCUGCAUGGACAAAGGAAACCCCAAAGACGCCGUGCUGUCUUGUAUUCCCAGACACUCAACCUGAAAACCAUGCAAAUGGUGCCUCCCUGUGUCAAGUGUCAGUUGGUGAUAAACUCACUGGCUCAUCGUGCAAUAAUCCGCUCAUUGUAGUCGAAAUGGUGGACCCAUCCAAUUGUUCUCGUAUUGCAACUUCUCUUGGCCUUGACCUCCAUAUCGAAACUCCUCAAGAUGUUAUACGUUAUGUGAAAGAACAUCUUUUCUGUUAUAUUGAUGAAGUUAGAGGAUAUGGUUUCAAUCAUAUCAUUAUCAUUGGGCAACGUUACUGUGGAAUGCUUUUCCUAGACUGCUACGGCCGCGUGUUUGAUUUGGACAAUAAUAAUAACAUAUUAUGGUUUCAUUGUGAUUAUUUCGAAAAGAUGACAAAUAAAGCUGAUUUCAAGGUGCCAUGGCACGUAUUGGAUGAUGGAACUCUAUUUGACCAUACUCCCAAAUAUCUUGCUGGAGUAUUGGAUUCUAGUAUAUGGAUUGCUCCAUUACUUGUACUCAGUAGUUCUAAUUUACCGCACUACAUUAACACUAGUAAAAAUUGUCCCAGUGAAUAA